Messenger RNA from Capsicum annuum, 1142 nucleotides. RefSeq lists its product as uncharacterized. The transcript has 3 exons. The record is from RefSeq and is a predicted model, not a curated record. Bases 474 to 938 code for a protein of 154 amino acids. Gene Ontology annotation, molecular function: DNA binding. NCBI's taxonomy places the organism in Eukaryota, Viridiplantae, Streptophyta, Magnoliopsida, Solanales, Solanaceae.
UAAAAAUAUAUUUUUUUGAACAUUUUCUACUAUUACUACUACUGUCCCAUUUUUCUUUCUUUUCACUUCUGUAGUCUUCUUUGGCUGUGCCUCUUCUGCCUUAGCUUAUUUUACCACUGUUUUCUAAAAAAACCUCUAAUGGCACAGAUUUUUCUCUUAUUAACUCUACUCAUAUGUUAAGCUUUUCACUAUUUUCUAGUAUUUUUUAUCUGAGUUUCUAAUAAUUUAUUUCAAAUUAGUUUUUUUAAUUUAAUUCCUAUUAUUAUUAGUGACAAAAUAAUCUUUAUGUUCCAAUAGUUUCAAGAACUAUUGUAUCCUUUAAUACAAAAAGACCCUUUUGUGUAUUCGGAUUAAGGAUGAAAAUGGUGGCUGUUUCUUGAAAAAUCAUAUUCAUUUUGGAUACUGGAGAAGAUAAAGUUGUCAUCUCUAUUGUUCUUAUUUGUGCCGGGAUCCUCUUCAACAGAGCAGUUCCAAUGAGCCGUGAGCUGAACUACUGCAUGAAUUUUCACCAGCAAAGGUUUCUUAUUUGGAAAAUGGGCAGAGGAAGAGGAAAGGCAAAGAAGCAAUCUGUUCGUGAGGAUCUUGUGAGUGGUGAAGAAGAGAAGAUACCGGUGAGGAGAAGGGGUAGACCACAGAAACCGAAGGAUGAAAUAGAGGAGGAAGGAGUUGAGAAGGUAGUGGAGGAUGGAGAUGACAGCGAGAAUACAAAAGGUUCCGUCUUGGAUAAUGAUAUCAAGAACCAAGUAGCCGAAGAUGGAAAGAAGAGGAAGAGGCCUUCUCAAGACGUGGAAACUAAGGAUUCUGUGAAGGAGGAAAAUGCAGUUGAAACUAAAAUUAACUCUAAUGACUUAAUAAAGUCAGUUGGAUUCAGACCGAAUGGUAGCAGAAGGAAAAACAAGCCUAGACGUGCUGCUGAAGUUGGUGUUGAGUGCAGAUGAAGGGUCCGCUUUGUGAUUGAGAACCGACUUUACGCUUAUUUAUAUGUGCUUAUCUAUUUCGGUCCUGUUAUAAUUUCUUCUUUUUGGAAAUUUCAACUUAAAUUUUGUGAAGAUUUCUGCAGCAAGUUUAGUUUCGCUGAAUGUAUUGCUGCUAAAUCUCUUUUUGCAUGUUUCAUCAAAUAUCCAGAAUGAUAUUUUCCUUUA